AUGGCGGAGUUUCCAAAGGAGAAACGCCUCCUCUUCUUACAUACCGAUCCUGGAAAUCCAACAACACAACGUCGCACUCGCAGCAAGUCGCUCGACUCUAAGGUCCGUCGCCAUCUCAUGGUCGACAUUGGCAAGUCCCGAAGAAAGCCAUUGAAAGAACCUCAAUUCGUCACCUUCGUAUGGUCCCUGGCAAAAACCAGUGCUGACCAAGGUGAACAUUCGACCAGUCGAGAUGCUGAAUCCUUGCAACUUCCUGCGAAGGAUUUGGUUGUACGAGAGACUGCUGCGCAAUAUCCUGCACUAUCUACUACGACGCCGCCCGUCUUACAUGCAUUGUCCAUCUUCGAGAAGGAAUGGGGAGAGGACUCGAUUUCAGCCUAUGGGUUCACCUUGAUCAUGGUCGCAGGAAGGAACGCAAUGGGCUCUAAGCUGCGAUCUCUCGCGUUGGAACGCUCUUUAGAAACCAUUCAGUGUGUUGAGUCCAGGCUUUCUAGCUCUGAUGCAAGCAGCGCGACAUCUGAUGGUGUACUCCAUGCGGUGUUGGCACUGGUUUGCUACAAUUUUACUAGUCUGGACUUUGAUCAGGCGAUGAUCCAUGUAAAGGGCAUGUGGGCGGUGAUUGCAGCAAGAGGUGGCAUUUCUACCUUGGAAGCCAACCGGGACCUGAUGCUCAUGAUUUUGUGGGUUGACGUUACUGCGGCAUUGCUCCACGACACCAAGCCGAUUUUUCCAUUAUCCGCUCCCGUGGCCAGCGCCAGCGUAUUCAGUGGCUCGGGUCUGGAAACGCUGCCUGAUCCCUUACUCAGCGUCAUUAAUGACGAAAACAGACAGGAUACGCGAUUCAUGAGCGCCCUGUCCUGUAUAGGUGAUCUGAAUGCACUCGCUGCACUUGUUCGAUUCGAGCUGGCGACCAAAGGUAAUGCCAUCUGGGACGACGAAGAGUGGAUGGGCAUCCUCAUGAAUCCAGUCACUCACCAGUUGCUGGAUCAAUCAUCGAGAUCCCAGCCAGUAACGCGUUGCGAUAUUAUUUCCGAAGCGCUUCGGCUCGGCGCCGUGCUCUGGAUCAUACGGGUGAAGCGACGGUGCCGCUCCUAUCCCGGAACUGCUGAAGAACGUAUCUCAAGGUUGCUUAAGACGCUAUCGAGCGAGUCCAAUGCGGAACAGGUCUGGAACAGUCCCGGCCUACGCCUCGUCCGUCUUUGGCUUCUCGUUCUCUGCAGCAUUGGUGAACCUAGUGAUGAAGACCUCGCGACCUCGAGGAAAAUGAUAGCCAGCGAGAUGAAACAGCCGAGGUUGGUGUCGUGGGUUGAAAUCAUGGCAGAUGUUCGCCAGAUGCCCUGGGUCGACAUUUUUGAUCCUCCCCUCGACAACAGCCUGACAGGCGGCUUGGCCAAGCCGGUCAAGAACGCGGGGCUGCUGACCAGUUGGCACUGCCGGGGCACUCGAUCCCGGGGCACAGUGACGAUGACGAACAUGUGGGUUUGGCUCAAAUAA
Molecule: messenger RNA, 1494 nt
Organism: Lasiosphaeria miniovina
Lineage: Eukaryota; Fungi; Ascomycota; Sordariomycetes; Sordariales; Lasiosphaeriaceae
Exons: 5
Coding region: 1-1494 (497 amino acids)
Source: RefSeq, a predicted model, not a curated record